GUUGGGUAUGUAUUUUUUUUUUUGCUGGAUUCUGAUCCUCCAUCUUGGCAGCUCCCCAGGUUCAAUUUGUUUUCACUGAAACACUUGGCUUUCUAUGUGUGCUUCUCUCCUUUGACCGGCACAAGAUGCUCACGGAUCAGCCCCACUGUCUGUCUAUCCCAGUCUGCAGUGGGAUGGCUGCAACUGCUUCCCUCUGCUGGCUGCUGCUCCGGACAGACAGACAGAUGUGUCUGUACAUCUGCACCCAUGUGCUGUCCAAUGCGCUGCAUCCACAGCAGCCAGCCCUGAUGGCAGCCUGGGGGCUGCAGUGCUGGGGAUUAGGGGUGGGGUAUCCAACACCACCCCCAGAGAGAUGUCCUGGGAUGGUGGGGACAGAGCUGCAGCAUCGAGCUCUGUUGGCUCAGCAGAAUGAGACCCUUCUCUUGGUCCGUCACCAGAGGAUGGAGGGGAGGUGGCAGGCUCUGCUGGAGCUCAUGGCUGUGGGAAAGUGAUCUUCCCAUGUUGGCUGGAGGUGGUGACGCAUUGAGAAGUGGAGGCAGCCCCAGCUGUCAAGGAAAGAGAGCGUGGGUUUGGUGGCCCAACAGUGUCACUGACAUCCCCACCUGCUGGUACAGAGCUGGGAGGGACAGCCCCAAACUGCUCCUGGGGUACCCCAUCCCUGAGCGUGUGCUCCUUGCAGGGACCCACCUGCUCUGCUCCUCCCAGAGCCCCACAGGGUCCGAGCUGACCCCCAUCUGUGCCCGACAUCCCAAACUGGGACUACUGGGAUAACUGGGAGCAGUGCCAGCGUGGUGAUGUUGGCCUCGGGGAGCACGAACCAGUUCCUGACUGCACAACGGGCCCUGCCCUGUUAAUGAGGGAUAAUGAGCUGCCUCUCCUGGCGCUGCAGACUUACCCCCUGGCCAUGCUGGCUGCCAGCACUGCCCCCAGCAGGCAUCAGCCCCAGACGGUGACCCCGCUGCAGCUCCGUGGGGUUUUAUCCCCCUUUUUUUGGACUUUUUAGUUUUACUUUGCUGAGCAAAAUAUUUGCUCUGCACACUCAGCACCUCUGGGUCCAUCCAUGCACUCGGGAUCUUGGGAUGCUGCGACUGUCACUCCGUUCAGCAGCCCAUGGCCAGCUCUGUGCCCCCAGAUGUCCCCACAGGCACAGCACAGCAGGGCCAGCUCCUGCCAGGGGCUGGCAUGGGAACAGACAGAGCUGUCGUGGUUGGGAACAAGACAGGCUGGAAAGGCGCCGGUGUUUUGCUGCUGGGGAGGGAGGACUCCGGCGGGACCGAGCUGCGCUGCACAGCCCCAUCCCUGCUCAGUGCAGCCACAUGAAGCUGGAGAUGCUGCAUCCACUGUGGGACAGGAUGGGGACACCAAGUCAUUCUCUUCUGGGGGAGGAGGUGGAUUCGGGGGGACAGGAGCUCUGUGCUGGGUGUGGAGGGAUUGGAGCAGCUCCCUUGGGUGCAGGGUUGGUGGGUGUACAGCUGCCUCAUGGUGGUGGCAUGGAGAUUCCCAUCUAUGGAUGUUUUCCUGCCAGGCUCCCUCCUUGCAGUCCCUGCAUGGUUGGUGCUGCACCUACAGCACUGUGUCCAGGCAGCACUGCAUCCUGUAACCCCAAGUUUAAGACUCAUAGACCUCUUCUAUGGCUGAUACUGCACCUCACAACCCUCUAUCCUGGCUGCUUCUGAACCCUAUAGCCCCCUAGCCCAGAUAGCCCUGCACCCACAGCCUUCUGUCCUUUUUGGUACUGCUCCCCAGAAUCCCACUGCACCCCACAGCCCCUUCCUGGCUAGAAAUGCCCCCAACCCUCACCGUGCCCCAGCUGGCACUGCACCCCAUAGCUCAACAUGCAGAUGCCAUUGCCCUCCAUAGCCUUGCUACCAUCCAUUGCUGCACCCACAGCCCCCUGCAACUCCCCAGUCCCAUAGGACUGCAGCUCUAUGCCUUGUCCUCUCCCUGCUGUGUCUUCACCCACACUGUGCCCUGGGCUGUUUGCAUGGGGCUCCAGCACUGCACCCACCUGCAGGCAACCCUGAAAGCACCGUGCAGGUGGGUGCAGUGGGGCUGCAUAGGGCUUCGCCUGGGCGUGAAGGGUGCUGCAGAGCAGGAGGGGCCAGGCGAGGCGGGGAAGGAAUGCAAGUGGGAGAGCGGCUGGGCAUGUAGCAACAGAUCCUGGGGAGCGCGGAGCUGGGGAUCCCACACGCUGCAUGGGGCAGGACACGGAGCUGCAGCCAUAGGGACGGUGACAUGGGGCAUCCCAGCGCUGCCACCCCACUGUGAGAGCUGCUGGGGGCUGAUCUGGGGUCAUUGAGCUGCAGGGGUGGAAAUCCACAGCGGGGGAUGCGCGGCUGCAGGAGCUGAGGAGCAGCCAUGACCCCAGAGAAGGUGCUGCGGGAGGGACUGCUGGAGAAGCGCAGUGGAGGGUUGCUGCAGCUCUGGAAGAAGAAGAGGUGCCUGCUGACUGAGAAGGGGCUGCAGCUCUUUGAGCCCAAGGGCUCGCGACGAAAGGAGCUGAGCUUCGCCCGCAUGAAGGCGGUGGAGUGCGUGGAGUGGAAGGAGAGGCACAUCUACUUCACCGUGGUGAUGGACGACAGCCAUGAGAUCGACUUCCGCUGCGCGCAGGAGGACCCGGGAUGGAAUGCUGCCAUCACCAUGGGCCUGGUCCGCUUCAAGAACCAGCAGGCCAUCCAGGUGGUGCGGGCACGGCACAGCUGCAGAGCAGUGGUGCAGUACGACGCAGCUGCAGUGGGACAGCGCAUGGCUGCACAACGUCCGCGGAGCAGGAUGGAGACAGCGCUCAGCUCAGUGGGAGGAGGGGAGAAUAGGAUCCCAGCUGGAAACUGAACCUUUUUGGGGCUCCCCAGGAAGGCCAGUGCAGGCACCGGCCCCCGUGCCAUAGGACAGGACAGUGAGGCACCAGGGCAUGGCUGCAGGACUCCAGCUGCACCCACUUGGACUGAUGGGGCAAAGGACACAGCCAAAGCCACCACCAGGGGCUCCCAAAGGUGAUGGAUGUGGCCAGGACCAUGGCGGACUGAUGGAGACCCCUGGACCUCCCCUGCAGGACAGGGGAUGGGAUGGGUGAGGCUGACUCGAAGGAAGCAGCACGGCGAUGAGCUAUGGGAUAUCGGAUGUGGAUGGGGGCACAAACCUCCCUGAGACCCCACAUGGUGGAAGGACUGGAGAGGAGACCCCUUGGUCACCGUGCAGUGACACGACUGCGCUGCAGGACGCUGCUCUGGGGAUGGCAAUGUGACAGUGUGGCCCCUAAAUCCUUGUACUGACUGUACUCCCAACAGGUCCUACUGCUGCUUUGUUCUUGUUGCUUUGUUUUGCGGGACUACACAGUAUAUGGGAGAACACUAACACUGCACAGUGUUGUACAUUGACAUCCCCUUAAAUCUGCCAAUAUCUCAUGCCAGGCUCCUGUGCCCCCAA
Messenger RNA from Coturnix japonica (Japanese quail), 3426 nucleotides. It is a transcript of the gene PHLDA3, whose product is annotated as pleckstrin homology like domain family A member 3. Gene Ontology annotation, biological process: intrinsic apoptotic signaling pathway in response to DNA damage by p53 class mediator; positive regulation of apoptotic process; negative regulation of phosphatidylinositol 3-kinase/protein kinase B signal transduction. The record is from RefSeq and is a predicted model, not a curated record. Gene Ontology annotation, cellular component: plasma membrane. Gene Ontology annotation, molecular function: phosphatidylinositol phosphate binding. NCBI's taxonomy places the organism in Eukaryota, Metazoa, Chordata, Aves, Galliformes, Phasianidae.